CUAUCCCGCCCUGGGCAGACGCGCGCAGAGGCUCCAGGUAGGGGCAGGAGAGAGAGUGUUCUCUCUCGGAUCGGCGAGUGGGGCUCCGAGAUUCGAACCAGUGGCAGUGAAUUUCCUGUGCGGCGGGCGUCGGGGCUACACCGAGGAUGCGAGGCGCGAGCGCAGCAUGGCUGCUGGGGGGAGCCAUUGUGUUGGCGGCCGCUGCCUCCUGCGUUUGUACCACUCAAGGAGUCAAUAGAACCUCUAAAGGAAGAAGUCUUAUUGGUACAAAUAAUGGCCCAUCUCAAAACACUGGAAAAGGAGUUACAGUGGAAACAGGCUUUUCUGUGGAUAACUUUUCUGCUUCUGUCCUCACUGGAAAACUGACUACUGUCUUCCUGCCAGUUGUCUACACAUUUGUGUUUGUGGUUGGUUUGCCGAGUAAUGGCAUGGCCCUGUGGGUCUUUCUUUUCCGAACACAGAAGAAGCACCCCGCUGUGAUUUACAUGGCCAACCUGGCCUUGGCAGACCUCCUCUCUGUGAUCUGGUUCCCCUUGAAGAUUGCCUAUCACAUCCAUGGCAACAACUGGACUUAUGGGGAAGCUCUUUGUAAGGUGCUGAUUGGCUUUUUCUAUGGCAACAUGUACUGUUCCAUCCUCUUCAUGACCUGUCUCAGCGUGCAGCGUUACUGGGUCAUCGUGAACCCCAUGAUGCACCCCAUGAAGAAGGCCAAUAUUGCCAUAGGUGUCUCCCUGGGCAUAUGGCUGCUGAUUCUGCUGGUGACCAUCCCCUUGUAUGUCGUGAAGCAGACCACCUACAUUCCAGCCCUUAACAUCACCACCUGCCAUGAUGUUUUGCCAGAGGAGGUGUUGGUAGGGGACAUGUUCAAUUAUUUCCUCUCUCUAGCCAUUGGAAUCUUUCUGUUCCCGGCUCUCCUCACAGCGUCUGCCUACGUGCUGAUGAUCAGAACACUCCGAUCUUCUGCCAUGGAUGAAACCUCAGGAAAGAAAAGGCAGAGAGCCAUCAAGCUCAUUGUCACCGUCCUGGCCAUGUACCUGAUCUGCUUCACUCCUAGCAAUCUUCUACUCGUGGUGCAUUAUUUCCUGAUUAAAAGUCAGAACCAGAGCCAUGUCUAUGCCCUGUACAUUAUAGCCCUCUGCCUCUCCACUCUCAACAGCUGCAUUGACCCCUUUGUCUAUUACUUUGUUUCACAAGAUUUCAGAGAUCACGCAAAGAAUGCGCUCCUUUGUCGAAGCGUCCGCACUGUUAAGCGAAUGCAAAUAUCCCUCACCUCAAAGAAAUCCCCUGGGAAAUCCAGCUCUUACUCUUCAAGUUCAACCAGUGUUAAAACCUUCUAUUGAAUUUUCUAGCUCCCCAGAUGGAAGUUUUACGGUAGGAUUUGGAGCCUGCGUGAGAUUCUAGGGGAUAUUCCUGUUAUUUCCUACCUGAGUAGGUCUCACCACAUACCAUGUGUGUGCAGCAACCCUCUCAGGAUUGCCGGAAGCUUCCCUGUUUGCAUGUUUACAUGAAUCAAGGUUGGCAGUUUCAGGACUCCUUUACUCAGCUACUCUCAGAAACUGGCCUGAUGGAAGCAGCAUUUCAGAAGGUAUCAAAAUUAUUCCUGGCACGAAGAUUAGUUUCUUAGCUGAAACUGUAUUUAUUUUCAUCUGGAGUCAGUCAUAGCCUUAUUAGGCUAUAAGGGCCUUGGAGAUUAUCAGUUCAACUGAGCAAUUUUACAGAUGAGGAUACUAAAGAGGUGAGCUGCCUGGAGUCAUGUUUCCAACCAAAAGCAAUGAGUCAGGGUUAGAUGGCAGAAAUCAAGUGUUCACUGUGGUUCAUGUAACACAAUGCAUCAAAAAAUCACUGUGUAUCUUGUUAUAAAAAUGAAGGUUCCUUAGACUCAGUAAUGGGACUCUUCUCGGAGCAGGAUCCAGGAAUCUGCAUUUUAACAGGCUUCUGUGUGAUAUUAUGUGCUCCAGUGUUUAAGAACCAAUGAACUGAUUCUUCUACUUGGCAAGGAGCUUUAAUAGUUUUGUUUUGUUUUGUUUUGUUUUUGAUAAGCCAUUUUUAACAAAGAUUCAAUGAAAAAACUUUCUCACAUGAAAAUUAAGAAUAGUAUACUUUUCCUUCCAGAGUAGGAAACUGGAGUCUCUGAUAUCUGUAUUUUAUACUUCCAGAAUUCUGUUCUUUCCUACUUGCAGUUAAUGAUGUAUAUUAAAUGACAGUGCCAAGAACAUUUGACAAAGCCUUAAUAGUUUUUGAAAAAAGAGAGAGGCAAAAAGAAGGUUUUGUGCCUCUUCUUUGAUGAUCAGCAUUGAGUGAAAUCUGUUUGUUGAAUUAUGGGACUUUGAAUUAUUUCUUUAUUAAUCCUUGGAGCUUUUGUAUGUAUCAUUUUUAUUUCAAGAAAAUGAUGAGAUAUUAAAGCUGUAAAUACAAAUUUUGUGUAACAUUUUACUGACUGAAAUAUUCAGGUAGUCUGAGUAAUAGACUGUUUUGCAACUAAGAAUAUCAUUUACCACUUUGUAUUUUUGAAAAUUAUUGUUGGAAUAUUGACAGUUUGGUUCAUAUAUUAUCAAAGAUGAUAUUAUAAAAGCCUUCACUAGAUUAGAAGCAUAUCUGUUUGGAAAGCCACAGCAUCACUUUUCCUUCUAAGAAGAAAAGCUGUGAUGCUCACACCAUAUGUACUUAUCUAAACAGCGCCAUUGUCAAUUGUUUUUCAUUUAACAAUAUGUUUUAGAAUUCUUUCCAUGUCUGCAUCUACAGGUUGACUUCCAUUUUUUAAAGGAUACAGACUUCUUAAUAUUUUGGAUAAUCAUGAUAUAUUUAGCUGUGCUUUUCCCAUUGGCUCCUUAAGUUAUCUCUCCUUCUAUUUAU
Molecule: messenger RNA, 2853 nt
Organism: Choloepus didactylus (southern two-toed sloth)
Lineage: Eukaryota; Metazoa; Chordata; Mammalia; Pilosa; Megalonychidae
Gene: F2RL1
Product: F2R like trypsin receptor 1
Exons: 2
Coding region: 147-1340 (397 amino acids)
Biological process (GO): thrombin-activated receptor signaling pathway; blood coagulation; positive regulation of Rho protein signal transduction
Cellular component (GO): membrane
Molecular function (GO): thrombin-activated receptor activity
Source: RefSeq, a predicted model, not a curated record